This is a messenger RNA of Cuscuta campestris, 2363 nucleotides long. Lineage: Eukaryota; Viridiplantae; Streptophyta; Magnoliopsida; Solanales; Convolvulaceae. The record is from the annotation of a GenBank genome assembly.
CGUCGCAAACAUUGUAUGACUUGACAUUGGAUUUUGUCAUGUUGAAGGAAUUAUUGGUCAAUUUCUAGCCGAUGGAGAGCAGCCGCAAUGGCCGAUGCAUCUUCCCCUUGUCAAGUUUGCAAAUAGGAGGGCUGAAGGAGAAUAGAGAGCCAGGAGACGUGCAAGCUAAACCAGAGUCAAAUGCAGGCAACUCAGAGGAGGUUAAAAGAUGGUUCUCUCUGUUAGAUGCUGCGGCUCUGUCUCGGAAAAGUGCACUAUUUCCUGUCAAGAAACUGAAGAUUUCUUUAAUUAGUAGCAACCUGAAUAAGACCUUAUAUGGCUUCAUUGUAUUUGAAGUGGCAUGGCGUGAUGUUCGUGGAGAGGAGUUUUAUGAUGCUGAAGUAAAUUUCUCAACGACCAGUGUUUUAUAUAGCAAUGAUGAUACUGCUGAUGAUUUCAGUAGUGAUGUUAAAUAUUCUGUCUGUACAAGAACAUGCUUUUUGUACCCUUUAUUUUCGAUUCUCUGGGAAAUACUCUGUGCUCCUAUUCGCGUGGUAAUGGGGUGCUCUAGUCUCAUUGCCAGUGCAAGUGCUUUCAUGUAUGAUGUGAUUCUAGAUUUGUGGAUGUUUUCAAGUGGUAUUCUUCGGCUCACUUCAGAGGUCGAGUCCACAGUCGCCUCGGCUGAGGUUUCCAUAUGGCGCUCUCUUUGGAAUGACAUAUUCUCCCAGAUCUUUCGUGCUCUUCGAAGCAUUCUCCACGGUCUUGUUGCCUUCCUCAUGGCCUGCAACCGGCAUCGCUUAAGGUGUGAUGCCGGUUCCGUCGGCGUCAACUACGGCCGCAUCGCCAACAACCUCCCCUCUGCGGUCAAGGUGGUGGCGCUCCUCCAGUCUCAGGGUCUCACCCGGGUCAAGAUUUACGACACCGACCCCUCCGUCCUCCGGGCUUUGUCCGGCUCCGGCAUCAAAGUCACCGUCAACCUCCCCAACGAGCAGCUCUACAAUGCCGCGGAGCGGGAGUGGUUUGCCCGCGACUGGGUCCGCCGGAACGUCGCGGCCUACCACCCCCGUACCCGGAUUGAGGCUAUCGCCGUCGGGAAUGAGGUGUUCGUUGACCCGCACAACACGUCCCGGUUUCUCGUCCCCGCCAUGGAAAACAUCCAAGAAGCCCUCGUGAAGUUCAAUCUCCACCGCGAUGUCAAGGUCUCCUCCCCCAUUGCUCUCAGCGCUUUGCAGAACUCCUACCCUGCUUCCGCCGGCUCUUUCCGACCCGAGUUCGUCGGACCCGUGUUGAGACCCAUGCUCCAGUUCCUACGCCGGACCGGCUCCUUCCUGAUGGUGAAUUGCUACCCGUUCUUCGCUUACGAGUCCAAUUCCGACGUCAUCCCGCUCGAUUACGCGCUCUUCCGGGAGAAUCCCGGCGUGGUGGAUGCCGGGAACGGCCUCCGUUACUCCAACCUGUUCGACGCCCAGAUCGACGCCGUCUACGCGGCUUUGUCGGCCUUAAAGUUUGACGACAUCAGACUGGUGGUGUCGGAGACCGGGUGGCCGUCGAAAGGAGAUCCCACCGAGCUCGGAGCGAGCGUGGACAACGCCGCCGCGUACAACGGCAACCUAGUCCGUCGCGUCCUUACCGGCGGUGGAACCCCGCUCCGACCCAAGGAGGAGCUCACCGUCUACCUCUUCGCCCUGUUCAACGAGAACAAGAAGUUCGGCCCGACGUCGGAGAGGAACUUCGGGCUCUUCUACCCCGAGGAGACAGAAGUCUACCGAAUCCCCUUCACGGCGGAGGGACUGAAGACCUACCGGGACAUCCGGCCGCCGGUGACCGGAAAUCACUGGGUUUCAAAGCGGGGGCAGGGGAGCGCUACGGGACAGACGUGGUGCGUGGCGAACGCGGAGGCGGGGAAAGAUAGGCUGCAGGCGGGUCUAGACUACGCUUGCGGUGAGGGCGGCGCGGACUGCCGUUCGAUCCAGCCGGGCUCCACGUGUUACGAUCCGGACACGCUGGAGGCCCACGCCUCGUUCGCUUUCAACAGUUACUAUCAAAGGAAGGGGCGAGUGGGCGGCACGUGCUAUUUCGGUGGUGCGGCCUACGUGGUCAUGCAGCAACCUAAAUUUGGGAAAUGCGAAUUGCCCACUGAGGAUUGAGCCAUGGGAUUUGAAUGAAGAUUGUACCGACGGAUCAACUAAGAAUGGCAAAAGGCAAAACAAAAAAAGGGUUUUGUUGAAUUUGAUAGUGUCCUCAAAUUCAUUUUUGCGAUUAGUACAUUGUUAGAACUAAGCACUUAAAUUAGUCCCUAGUUCUAAUUAGUUUGUUUGCUUGUGAUCUUUGCUCUCUUUUAUCCCUCCCUCAUAAACAUAAAUUAAUAAUACUCUCAUCCCUAC